Molecule: messenger RNA, 1077 nt
Organism: Adineta steineri
Lineage: Eukaryota; Metazoa; Rotifera; Eurotatoria; Adinetida; Adinetidae
Source: the annotation of a GenBank genome assembly
AUGUAUUUCGUUUCAGAUACAUCAAAAUUUCGUGUGGGAGGCUUAAUGGCAUAUAGCGAUGUAGAAAUACGCCCUAGUCAUCUACCAUUUGGUGCUAUGGAUCGUAUAGAUUUUAUUUCAACAACAGAAGACAUUGAGCCUUACUACAGUCGAUCAAAUAGUAAUAGUAGUGAUCAGGAAGUUUCUCUUGAUAAUGAUAUUAUUAUAUCAUCUGCAACAUCAACAAUAAGUGUAAAUAAUAAUAGUACUGAAGAAAAUAUUUUUGAUGAGGAAGAUAUUUUUGAAUACUAUACGCAAUUUAGUUGGCCAAAUGAUAGUGAUAAUGAAUUAGAAUAUUAUUAUUAUGAUGAUAAUAAUGAUGAUUUAUUUAUUAAUAAUCAUCUUAAUCGAAAACAAAUCAAUUCAAUUGAUAUAUUAGAAGAUAAUAAAUUUCAACGUACAAAACGUUCAAAUAAAAAAAUUAGUGCACGAUGUCAGAUUAAAACAAAAUAUGCUAAAUCAAUUAAAUAUAAAUCACAUAACGAACAAUUAUAUAUGCAUCAUAGAUUAUAUAAACAAGUUCGACUUGAUCCACCCAGUCGUCAUUAUAUGCCUUCAUCUUCAACAAUUCCAUCAUAUACACCUGAAGUUCUUCGAACAUUCACAAACAAUAAUAAUGACAGAGAUAAACCGCCAGUAAAUCGAACUACAACUACUAAUACUGUUAAUCAAUUCCAAGCAUAUACAAUUAAUCCGCAUAAUAUUCCAAAUGAACCAGCUUUUGAUGAUGCUAUGAUAAAUUUUCUACUGGAUAUGCAAAAUCGUGAUCUUUCUCCAAAUGAUUAUGAAAUGUUAUUACGACUUGAUGAACGUGUACAACGUAAAACAGUUAAUAAAAAUGUUUUAGAUAAAUUUCCAACUGUAACUGUUAAUGAUACACAUUUAAAUGAACAAUGUACAAUUUGUUUGGAAAUAUAUAAUCUUGGUCAACAACUUAAAUUAUUACCAUGUUCACAUAUGUUUCAUGUAAAUUGUAUUGAAACAUAUUUGAAAGAAUUUUCUACACAAUGUCCAUUAGAUAAUUUAUCGUUAAUAUGA